Sinocyclocheilus grahami is the source of this 2095-nucleotide messenger RNA. Its product is annotated as zinc finger protein 501-like. Gene Ontology annotation, molecular function: DNA-binding transcription factor activity, RNA polymerase II-specific; RNA polymerase II cis-regulatory region sequence-specific DNA binding. Gene Ontology annotation, biological process: regulation of transcription by RNA polymerase II. Lineage: Eukaryota; Metazoa; Chordata; Actinopteri; Cypriniformes; Cyprinidae. Gene Ontology annotation, cellular component: transcription regulator complex; chromatin; PcG protein complex. The record is from RefSeq and is a predicted model, not a curated record. The transcript has 4 exons. Bases 83 to 1564 code for a protein of 493 amino acids.
GAGGCGCUAUGAGGCUCUUCAGAGAGAGUAAACAAACCACAGAACGACCGAAAGCAGAGCUUGCAGUGUGAACCCUCGACCGAUGCUGAGCAUGAAAGCGCAGGUGGAUGUGGUCUGCUGUAAAUCAGUAGGAACUGAUCUGUCCAUGCUGGAUAUUGAGUAUUUCAUCACAGAAAUCUGUCAGCUGAAGAAAGAGGUGGCUUCACUGGAGGCAAAGCUGAGAGAAAGAGGAGAGGAUCCAGUCUGGAGUGUCCGAGAUCAGCCCACAGAGCAACUCUCUGAUCGUAGGUCCAGAAACACACAGGACUCAGAGCUCAGCCUUAGUUUGCUCUGUUAUACUGACGCUCAGGAGAGCGUGUGUGACAGUCGUGGAUCCGUUGACCACAACUCCACAGAGUCUCUGGCGUCUGACUGUAACGCUGGAGAACUGCAGACGCCGAUGAAGAUGUGCUCCGUCAAACUGGUGGACUGCAGGACUUCGAAGGAGACGAGAGAAGAAACCACUGCGGAGAAAGUACAAAGUGACGAUGAUGAUGACUUUAAUCCCUCGGGUGAAAACGCCAGUUCGUCUUUUGAUGUAGAAAUGGCCUCAACAUCCAAAGAGCAGCCGACGGCCAAGAGCUUCUCCUGCGUCACCUGUGGGAAAACAUUCCGCAAGCAGGGAAAUUUAGCGAGGCAUGAGAGAAAACACACAGAACCGAAAGACUACAUGUGUAAGAGAUGCAACAUCAGCUUUCCUACCUUAAAAGAAAGAAGACUUCAUUCAAAAGAGCACAGGGUGAAGAAGGAGUUUCGCUGUGAACAGUGCGGGAAGGUUGCCUUCUCUUCUGGUAAUUUGAAAAUUCACAUGAAGACGCACACUGGCGAAAAGCCUUUCCACUGCAGCGAGUGCGACAAGUACUUCAGCACCAAACAAUCUCUUCUUGUUCAUAAGCGAAUCCACACGGGGGAAAAGCCGUACAAGUGCCCUCACUGUGAGAAGAGAUUCAGAGAUGGGUCCCAUUUCAAGACACACAUGCGUUCGCACGCCAGCGAGAGGCCUUACCAGUGCAGCGAAUGUGGGAAAACCUUUAAGCAGCCCAUUUGUCUAAUAUCACACCAAAAAAUCCACUCUGAGAAACUACACCAGUGCACACACUGUGACAAACGCUUCCGUCAGAUCUCUCAGCUGAAACGCCACGAGAGAAUGCACUCUGGAGAGAGACCGUAUCUGUGCUCCCACUGCGGGAAGAGCUUUUCCGAUCCAGCUCAUUUCAGAGUCCAUCAGAGAAUUCACACGGGAGAAAAACCGUACCAAUGUAGUGUUUGCGGGAAGAGUUUCCGUCAACACACUAACCUACUGAAGCACCAGAGGAUUCAUAGCGGAGAACGACCGUUCAAGUGUUCUCACUGCGACAAGACGUUUGCUCGAUCAGACGUCCUGAAGAUCCAUGAGCGAGUUCAUACAGGAGAGAAACCUUACUCCUGCUCCAUCUGCGGCGAGAGAUUCGCUUAUUUAGGGGGUUUUCAGACCCACCAGAACAAACACGCUAAAGAACAAACUGCUCCAGAAUCAUCUGAGUGACUUUCAUCAGUCAGUCUCUGGAAACAGGACUCAUUUAGCUUAUCCUGAAACUGUAUAUUGAGUUUUUAAUGCCAGUAGGAGACAGUCACAUUGAGCUUUCAUGUGAAUUGGGAGUAGAGAUGGACUGAAUGUUGAAUGCUGUGAUUUUAGUCGUGUUUGGCAAAGCAGGACAAUGAUGCUGUAACUACACCAUUCUGCGGGCAAAAAGCACCUAUUCAAAUGUAGUUAUAUAUUUUCACUUUUUUUUUUUCUCUGAGCAACUUUUAAAUCUUUUAAAUAAUUUAAUGAUAUUAUAGCAGAUGUUUGCCGGGGGGGGACGUACAAUAGCCGAGCAGCUGCUAUUGAGAUAUAUGGGACUACUAAUGGAUAGCUUUCUGCAAGUGUAUUAGACCGCCUUGAUAUGCACUAAGAAAGAAAUUGUGAGAAACAAUGGAAAUCAUUGGUAAAUGUAAUAAAUUGCAUGUGAUAAUGUGUUAACUUGGACAUUCUGAACAUAUAUUGUUUUGGAAACGGCACACUCAAGCCCUGGAA